Messenger RNA from Filobasidium floriforme, 908 nucleotides. RefSeq lists its product as uncharacterized. Lineage: Eukaryota; Fungi; Basidiomycota; Tremellomycetes; Filobasidiales; Filobasidiaceae. The transcript has 4 exons. The record is from RefSeq and is a predicted model, not a curated record. The coding region runs from base 1 to 735 and encodes 244 amino acids.
AUGGAUGCCGACGUUUUACCUCUGACCGUCAACUUCAAAGACGGGAGCUCUGCUCAUUUUAGCAUCAAUGCUUUGGCUCACAAGGCGACAACGGAGGUUGAAAACAUGAGCGCCGCGCUCGAGCUUCACCUCGGUGCCUUGCAGAUGAGGGUGUCGGGAUCGCCCAGAGGUCUGCAGUCUUCCUGUUCGUCCUUCGAGACAGUCAUCAACAAAUUGCGAGCACUGGUGGCAGAGGUCAGAGCAAAUCAGGCGGAAGGUCUCAUGACAGCGUCCGUUUCUCGCCUCGAUGAGGCGACUCUUAGUCUGCAAGACGUUUGCGAAGACCUGAAACAAGGUCAGGGCCUCUUCGAUGACAUCGCUCGCGCCAAAAUUGAUCUCAAGAAGCUGCUGGAGGAGAAGAGCGCCCAAACUGAGCAUGUGACCAAGCUAGAACGCAAGAUCUUCGAGCUGAAGAAGGGCGUAUCCGAUGCCGAACUGGUCAAAUCCGAGAGGAUGCAGCUGCUUUGUCUGGACAAAGAGUUUGCCCUGCGAGCACGAUACGACAAUCAACAACAGUGCGACCGUCAAGAGAUGAAAGGGGUCGUCGCCUCGCUGGAACAGCGAUCGGUUACGGCCGCCAACGAGAAUGCAAGACUCCAGCACGAGCUGCAGUAUUACCACGCCUUGGCGCGCAACAACAAGAUUGGUAUCACUGAUCAAACUCGCACUGGCCAGGUCGGCACCCCUAUCCGCUAAAGACGUCAGCUUGUAGCGCUACGGGUCACUGCAUACGUACCUCCUGCUCUUAUGCUCGUUGAUUGGGCGGGAGCAGGAUCACUCACGAACGACUUUGCCUUCCACCCAUCGAAUUAUCUCAAUGACAUUCUUGUAAUAUCUGGAGUCCGAACUCAGUUUCCCGUCAUCAGCUC